Molecule: messenger RNA, 1257 nt
Organism: Macrosiphum euphorbiae (potato aphid)
Lineage: Eukaryota; Metazoa; Arthropoda; Insecta; Hemiptera; Aphididae
Source: the annotation of a GenBank genome assembly
AUGCUAGGCAGACUUCCACCAUGCGUCAUCGAUGUGGGUACUGGGUAUACAAAGUUGGGAUUUGCUCCCAACAAAGAGCCGCAGAUGAUAAUACCAUCGGCGAUUGCCAUCAAGGAGUCGGCCAAGGUUGGUGAUCAGACAGUUCGACGGCUUACAAAGGGCGUGGAAGAUUUGGAUUUCUACAUAGGAGAUGAGGCAUUUGAUGCAAAGGGCUAUUCCAUUAAAUACCCAGUGAGGCAUGGUUUGGUCGAAGACUGGGAUCUGAUGGAAAGGUUUUUAGAACACUGUAUUUUUAAAUAUUUAAGAGCUGAGCCUGAAGAUCAUCAUUUUUUACUAACCGAACCACCAUUAAAUACACCAGAAAACCGGGAAUAUACUGCUGAAAUAAUGUUUGAAACAUUCAAUGUUCCUGGUCUUUAUAUUGCUGUACAAGCUGUAUUAGCAUUGUCUGCUUCGUGGAAAUCACGGCCUCUUCAUGAACGUAUACUGACGGGUCUUGUAGUGGAUAGCGGUGAUGGUGUAACCCAUAUAAUUCCAGUAGCUGAAGGCUACGUAAUUGGUAGUUGCAUCAAACACAUACCAAUAGCUGGUCGUAAUAUAACAUAUUUUAUUCAGUCAUUGUUGAGAGAAAGAGAAAUUGGUAUUCCACCAGAACAAAGUUUAGAGACAGCUAAAGCAAUUAAAGAGCGUUACUCCUAUAUAUGUCCAGAUAUUGCUAAAGAAUUUGCCAAAUAUGAUUCAGAACCAUCAAAAUGGUUGAGAAAAUAUGAUGGAAUUAACAGUGUGACUAAGCAACCAUUUUCUGUAGAUGUUGGAUAUGAACGGUUCUUGGGACCGGAAAUUUUCUUCCAUCCUGAAUUUUCAAAUCCUGAUUUUACCACUCCUAUAUCCGAAAUGGUUGACACAGUUAUACAAAAUUGUCCAAUUGAUGUGCGUCGUCCAUUGUAUGAUAAUAUUGUUCUAUCGGGAGGUUCAACUAUGUUUAAAGACUUUGGUAGACGUCUUCAGAGGGACAUCAAACGUGUAGUUGAUGCUAGAUUGAAACGUAGUGAAACAAUAGCCGGAGAUAAUUUAAAACCAAAACCUAUUGAUGUUCAAGUGUAUACUCACAAUAUGCAAAGAUAUGCUGUUUGGUUUGGUGGUAGUAUGUUAGCUUCUUCACCCGAGUUCUACACAGUGUGCCAUUCGAAAAAAGAUUACGAAGAAUAUGGGCCGAGUAUAUGUCGACAUAAUCCCGUUUUUGGAACAAUGAUGUAG